AUGGCCAAUUCCACCAAAUUGACUGAGUUUCUUCCCAUGGGCUUUGCUGAGAUGCUGGAGUUAAGGGUCCUACAUGCCCUGUUAUUUCUACUGAUGUACUUGGCCACCCUGUUAGGAAAUCUCAUCAUCGUCACUGCCACCACUCUGGACCAGAACCUUCACACCCCUAUGUACUUCUUCCUCAGGAAUCUGUCCAUCUUAGACAUGUGCUACAUUUCUGUCACUGUGCCCAAUGCCUGUGUCAACUCCCUCACUGACAACAGGGCCAUUUCAGUGGCUGGCUGUGCAGCUCAGAUCUUCCUGGUGCUUUGGCUUGCUGUUACAGAGCUUCUGUUCCUCACCAUCAUGGCCCGUGACCACUAUGUUGCCAUCUGCCGGCCCCUCCACGACCCCGUCAUCAUGAACCAAAGAAUCUGUAUCCAGAUGACACUGGUCUCCCUGCUCAGUGGUCUGAUCUAUGCAGGUGUGCACACUGGGAACACAUUCCGGCUGUCCUUCUGUUGGUCCAAUGUGGUCUGUCAGUUCUUCUGUGACAUCCCCUCUCUGCUGCAGAUCUCCUGCUCUGACACUUUCAGCAAUGAGCUCUUAAUUCUUAUUUCUGCCAUGGGGAUUGGUGGUGGCUGUUUUAUUUUCAUUACCAUGUCAUAUAGUGGCAUAUUUUCUACUGUGCUCAAGUUUCAAAGCAGAGAGCGAGGAAAGGCCUUUUCCACGUGUGUCCCUCACAUCCUGGUGGUGUCCAUUUUCCUCAGUUUUGGCAGCUAUGUUUAUGUAAGGCCUUCAGCAUCCUCUGAUACAAUUCUGGACAUGAUUUUUUCUGUAUUUUAUAGCAUAGUUCCUCCACUCUUGAAUCCUAUAAUCUACAGUCUUAGAAACAAACAGGUAAAGGAUGCUGUGAGGAAAAUUGUAUCAAGAAAGUUUUAUACAGGAAAAUUAUAA
Molecule: messenger RNA, 936 nt
Organism: Manis javanica (Malayan pangolin)
Lineage: Eukaryota; Metazoa; Chordata; Mammalia; Pholidota; Manidae
Source: RefSeq, a predicted model, not a curated record